GAAUUGCAAAUCUCUGUCAAACAAUCACACGGGGAACGUGUUGUCAUCUGUCAAAUUGUCAAAAUAUGCAAGUGACACGUAACUUUAUAUAAUUAAAUUACCUAUUUAUGACCUCCAAAUGUGUGAAAACGUGAAAAUUUUCUCAUCUACCGGUCAAUAAUAUAGUAUACAACAUGUCAGACAAAAGUUUCGGUGACUGUCCCAAUAGGAAUAUAGUAAAAAACCCCCUUCUUUCUACUGCCGUGACUGGGCUCUCAAUUGAAGAUUUGACGCACAACGCAGUUUUGGUCCCCGUUGCGGCUUCCCAGGGACUGAUCACAAGAUCCGAUCACCAAAUCGGGUCCGCAAACCCAACCCUGGGGCAUUCCGAGCAUGAAAUCACGAACUUUCCUUCAGGCGAUUCAAACACCAACGUGUUUUCACCUCAGACUACUAUAUCUGCCCACCCCCACUCUUUAGACAACCCCCAUCCCUCCCACCAUGACAACAGACCAGAAAAUAUGACAUCCACCGUGUCAAAGGCUUCAUCUAAAUCCGACGACGAUUUUGACGUGAACGAAUAUUUCGCAAGAUUACACGGAACUAGAUAUGUGAGCGCUCCUAUAAACAGCAAUCCGGAUCAAAAUGCUAAUCUAUCCGCAACGGAAGAUAACUUGGAAGAGAUUAAUCUGAAUGACGAUAAAAAUGUUGAUGUGCAACAAAGUUUGACCGCAGAUAUAGCUCAGAACUUCUCUCAGCUACCGACAGUUUUACCCCACGUGGCAAGUGCGGUGUUCAGCUCGUUUUCAAACAUGUUAAGUUAUAAGAGUCGAGAGCAGACUCCUGAUGAGAAGCCACAAGGGUUUCAAGAGGUGCCGUUUCAGAGCCCCGGGUCUGUGGGGCCAGGAUUCGUUGGACAGGAUCUCGCUACGCCUAUGAUGGCUGAGGAAGUGGUGAAGGAAGUGGCGCCGCCGCCGAAAGAACCCCCUGGUUGUGGAUCAUCGAACUUCAGAAUAACAACAAAAAAGAAAUACGCUCAAAUACCAGGACUAAGCUCAGGACAUAACUUCGAAACAUCACAGAAAAUUGAACUAAAUCCAUUGACAAAAAACGCCACAAAUUUCUUCGUGCCUUCACGCGAAGAAAAUGUCGUUACGGAACCUUUUAAUCCAGCACAAGAUAAUAAUAACACUACAGAAACAAAUGCACCCAAAAUACAAGAAACUUAUAAUAUUUUCAGUCCAGCAGUCGAGAAUAAGCUAAGCGAAUUUGAUACUAACGCUUUUAAUGUUCCAAGUCAGAAUGAACCAAAACCGUUUGAAGAGCGUUUACCACCACCGCCGUCUUAUGCGUCACAUGAUCCAACGCCUAGCAAUGCAAUACCACCUCCUCCGAUGUUCUCCUCACAAAGAAGCAGCAGUCAGACUGUUAAAUCUGUCUUACCUCCAUCAGUUGCCAGACGUAUAGGAUCGAACAAUCCAGUUAUUAAACCGAAAGCAGUGCAAUCGAUAACUACAGAAAAUAUAUUCGUUCCAUCAUUUGAUCCUAUGAAUUAUCCGUCUGCAGCACCGGCACAGGCUAUUGGAUCUUUUAGCAAUACACAUUCCUUAUCUGCGAUUAGUGCACCAAUGUUUGACACGGAACUGUCGACAGAAAGUCAAGAGCAGGCUAAUAUUGCGAGUAUACCGCCUCCGGCACAAUUCACACAGCCAGCGCCAACAGAGUUCGCUACUCCACCAUUGGCCCCGCCUCCUAGCGUAAUAGCACCGCCAAGCAAAGCACCACCAAGAUUACCACCACAAAACAUGGCUUCACCACCGUCUAACAUAAUGCCACCAAGUGUAGCAGCCCCACCAAUGUUUGGCCCAACAUUCUCAUCGAAUCCAACUACGUUUGUACCAUCUACCAGAUCUGUAGAUGGCAAAUCAAACGCUAGUACAGAUUAUUCUUUACCGCCAAUGAGCAAUAUUUUUUCACCAACCACGCAAGCUGCUACUCAACCUAUACAGCCACCUGGACCGAUAAAACCGCCGCCGAUUGGUUCUACACAAAAUAUAGCACCAUCAUUUUUCACUCCACCAUCAAGCAAUGUUGCGUCGUCAUUUUAUAGCGCAGAAAACGUCGUGGAGCCCCCACAGAAACCGUUAAUAGAACCACCAAAGGCUACUGGAGCAGUUAACUUUAGAAUGAAUAAGAAAAGACCACAGUAUUACUCGGGGCCAAUAGAAGGGGUUGGUUCUAUAAGCAACAGUGUCAAGCCUGUUAUACCGGCCGUAGAUUCUGGAUCAUUCCAAGGUGCUUUAUUUACGCCUGAACAGCCUAAAGCCGACCAAAACGUGCCGUCUGCUGUGCCGUUUGAUUUGAGCAAGCCUGUUGAAAAUGUGCCUCUGGUACCACAAUUUAAUGUAGCCAAUCCUCCGCAGAAUGUGCAACCUCCAGCCGCUUUUGAUAUCACUCAACCAGCUGCUUACUCACUCUAUGACAAUGAUAAUGUAAGCUAUGUACAACAUACCGAAACGCAAUAUAACACAGCAUUCGAUUUGAGCCGACCUGCAACAGAAAGUUAUAACCAACAAGAGGAGCCAAAAGAAUCCAAAGGUUUUGGAAUAAUUGGAUCGUUAAAAUCGAAACUUAGUAGCAUUGAUAUCAAUAAGAUUCAACAUAGCGUGACUACUUUCUUUGAUCCUGCUUACAAUAACGCCGUUAAAGAUGAAGCUACAGCGCAGAUGCCACAGCAAAAUGCACCUUAUUCCAAUAUGCCAUAUGAACCACAACCGGCUCAAACAAAUCUAGAUAUGUUCUUACCUUCGCAACAAAAUACUCAGACAUACAAUUACGAUUUCCAACAACAUCAGAAUGCUGUUUACUUAAACAAUGAAUAUUACAAGUAUCCGAACUUCCAGAAUCAGGGUCAACCACUUGCUGGACAUUGUUCCAAUAGCCACCACUAUCCGAGCCAUUCUUCACACCCAAAACCGUUCGAUAACCCACAAGGUUACCCAGACCCAACUGCUAAUGCUCAUAUGUUUACAAACCCAGCAUCAAAUGUCCAACAACAAGAUACCUUGAAACCUACCAACCAGCCGGCAACCCAAGAACUUAUAACAGCCAAAACAUUUAAAGAAACUCAAGAUUAUAAUGCUGAAAGGAAAAUGGAUGAAAACGUUGCAAGAGCUGGCCCUGAAGUUGCAAGACUUGUUCAAAGUACCACUUCUAUUGAAGAGAAAUUCGCUACUAAUUUCUUCGAUAUGGCACCUUCUGAAGUUCAGAAACCAUUGUUUAUCCCAACUGCUGAUAUACCUGCCAGUGUGCCUGAUAUUCCUAAAGCUGACUUAUUCCAAGAAAUUAAACAUAUACCACAAGAUGCUAAGCCGGAACCAGUAGCAAUGUUUGAUCCUAAUACAGUAAAUCUAUUUGGUAAAUUGACUAUUGAUAAUAAAGAACCCGAAAGAGACAAAGCGGAAAAACAAAACAUACCAACUUAUGGUGCACAGAGCAUAGAUUUAUUUGCAAAUAUAGGAACCAAUGAAGACAAGAGUGCGGAUUUAACGUCACAAUUAUUUCCGAAUGCACCUGCUGAUAAGAAUGACGCCCAAAAAUCUGAAGAUAUUAUAAAAGCUGAUAAUUUAUUCUCUAGCCCACUUUUUGAUAGCAAAGAAAAUACUCUUGCAGAGGACAGUCUAUUAAACACAUUAAGUAAAGAUGAUGUACCUAUUCUUGGAGUAUCAUCAGUACCUUUAUUUGGGCUAAGCACUAUACUUGCUGAUAAAGCUAAAGAAUUUAAUCAAGCAGAGAAGGCUUCAAGUUUAUCUGAUAGAAAUUCCAGUAUGAGCUUCUUUAAUCACACUCAAAAGUCUGAAGAUUAUGGAGCCAAGACCGCCGACCCUCUCAACAGAAACGCCAGUUUCAGUUUCUUUGAAAACCUCCCUAAAACACAGCAAAAUGAUGACCACGAUUAUGACAAAAAGACAGAAAUUUUAUCCGGAAAAUCUAGCGCAAGUUUUUUCGAAAAUGUAGAUGCUAGAGGCCAGGAAAUAAAAUUUGAAAGAUCUGACAAUACAAACGAUAUAGAAAAUGAUAAAAAUGAAUAUCAAACUGCAAACAUUGGCAUAGAAACUCAGGAAGACAAAGAAAGUGUUUCUGAAUUAAGCAUUUGUGAGACUUGUCGAGAAGUAAAUAAACCUGAGGACAAAGAAGAUGACCAAGAUGUGACCAAUCAGCUUAUAGAGAAUAUUACUUCACCUAUACAACUAUCGAACCCCGUUGAAGCACCUCUCUCUGAAGCUUCUUUAAAUGCACCGACUAAUACUGAACAAAUAAAACUCGACGCUGGACAAUUUGAAGAGAUAUCACAUAUUACCGAAGAAACAAUUGAAACGAUACAAGUGCAAUCAGCCACCGAACUCCUUGAAGACGUUGAUGAGAUAAAAUCCAUGAAUUACGGCUGGACCGAAAGCGCUCUAAAACAAGAUUACAAUUUCAAUAUCGAUCCCAAUCCUAUAGGUUUUAUUGGAUGUAAUUCGCUCUUUUUCGAUAAAGUACCGACAAAUGCUGAUGAAAUUAAGCAUCAUGAGGAUAUGUUGGCCAGGCAGCUUAGUGCACCUUCCGCUCCACCCGCUGAAGAUGAAGAAGACUCUAAAUCUGAUGAGGCUGGUAUUUUAGACGUACACUCAAUAGAACAGGAUGCGAAUAAAGACUUCCCAAUAUUCGAAGAGUUUGUUAUAGAACCAGAAAAUGAUGAUGACAAAGACUUUAGCGAGAGUUCAGAGAAAGAGCUAGACUCGUUCACAAACAGAGUUGAGAAAGCCAAGAACAUGGAUCUAUCUGAACCUACUGAUCACCAGAAAGGUUUAUUCUUUGAUACGCCAUCACAACCAAUUAGCAUGGUUUCUUACUUUGAUACAGGCAACUAUGCUGUUGAGACUCACUAUAGAAACACAAAUACCCGACCUGCACCGACUCUAACCAUACCUCCAGGGUUUGAAGAAGAUUUUAAAAGGAGAGUAGCACUAGCUAAGCAAAGAGAAGAGAAAAUAAGGAAAGAGUUGACAGUAGUACCAGAUACUUCAACACAGACAAGGACAACAUCUGUAGCUACAUAUUGCUCGUCUCGGAUUGCUCCUACGUUUAGCACUGCUCAGCCAAUAGGAUUCAAUGUAGAAGCUAACAUAACAAGCUUAGUUGAUGAUCUGAGCGAACCUUCUCCUGAAUUCGAAGCCGCCCCCGGAUCAACACUUACAAAGUCAUUUAAAAAGAACAAAGACGAUGAGCAUAAGAAACUAAAAGAUCUACCAACAGACUUUAUUGAUGACGGAGAAGAAAAUCUAGCGGCAAAACUGCCUGAGAUACCCGAUGUUUUCAGUUUCAAAUCGACUAAAAACGAACCUAAAAUGCCUGAAUUUCCCAUAGCCCCCGGUGCAAAGAUUGAAGAUAAAUCAACUAAACUACCUGAUUUAUCAACCGCUUUUGCUCCCAAAUUAGAAGACAAACUCGAGCCAACUUUGCCCGCGUUUACUGCUUUUUCGGCCCCCAAAGAAGAAAAAGCAUUUACCGCAUUUUCGGCCCCCAAAGAAGAAGAAGCAUUUACCGCUUUUUCAGCCCCCAAAGAAGAAAAAGCGGAAACUAAACUGCCAGAUCCUAUUAACUUUUUCUCGGACACAACCGCAAAUCCUUCAGAAAGUUUCAGUCGUCUAGCCAGUUAUUUUUCGUCACCCCCCAAAACGGAACACGCGAAAUCUUUUUUUGAAUUAAGCCAGAGCCAAAACCACUAUAGGCACGCCUCUGCCGAACAAAAAACCAAAAUCCACGAUUUAAUGAAAGACUUAACUUCGGUUCAAAAUUUAACUGUAACUAAAGACCAAACUGUGCGUCACGUUAACUAUUUUACCGUUGAAUAUGAUGCCGUUUUACCAGACUUUAACAAAGGUGACGUUAACAAAGAAAGAGGAGAAUUGGUGGACACUAAUGACGUUAUAGAUCUAGGUAGUCUCGUAACCAAUUGUAGGUAUUGUUCGAAGAUAAUUGAUAAUAGUUUUAAAGUGAGAACAGCGGUUAAUGAGAAAAGUGAUCAAGGCAGUAAUAGUCCACCUAUGGAGCCUAAAAAAGAAACAGCAAGGGGGUCGGUGACCGUCAAUUUUGAUGGUUUGGCCAUACACGAGGAGUCGAAUGAAGAAGUCGCUGGGUUAAAUGAGAACCGAGCGGCAACGGAGUACACGCCAGUAAAACACCACUGGUUCUACCGCGUGGACGUGGAAGACAAGUCUAUAUGGAGAGGGUUCUCCGUGGCAGAUUCCAGGGCGCUCGAAACUGCUUAUUUGAACCCGGAACUGAACGACCAAACCCUGGUGCCUACAGACGGGGGUAGAUACGAUGUGAACGUGGUGGGCAGACUUCGUAUACCCGUCUACUGGACUGAUAAGCCUACCAAUGUUAGAAGAUGCAGUUGGUUCUACAAAGGUACAACGGAUGCCAGAUAUGUGCCGUACACCGAACCAGUGGCCGAGAAAUUAGAGGAAGAGUAUCGCCACGGUAUGACAACCUCAGAAUGGCACAGACGUCUGGUGUUACCCAACGGAGAGGUGGUGGUCAUGCAUGGCCCGGCUGUCAUGGUGCAUUUCCUGCAUAGUGAUGCUUUUAGUACUCCGCCGCAAUCCAGUUCCCGCCCCCGCGUGGUCCGCCGAGGUCACGACGAGUCAGAGAUCGAGGACACAGAGCCGUCCAGCAUCGAUCAUCUGCUGUUGCUCUGUCAUGGCGUCGGAUCCGCUUGCGAUAUGCGCUUCCGGUCCGUUGAGGAAGUCGUGGAGGACUUCAGAGCGACCAGCUUACAACUGAUACAGUCUCACUACAGGAACUCGUAUGAUCAGGGCGUCGUCAGCAGAGUCGAGGUACUCCCCAUAUCCUGGCACGCAACCCUCCACUCCGGAGAGACAGGUGUAGACCGCAGACUCUCACAAAUAACCCUGGACAGCAUACCCCGGCUGCGCAACUUUACCAACGACACUGUGCUCGAUGUGCUGUUCUAUACCAGCCCCGUGUUCUGUCAGACAAUAUUGGACACGGUAUGCAAAGAGCUGAACCGUAUAUACGAGAUAUUUCUGCAGCGGAACCCCACGUUUAAAGGGGGCGUUUCACUAGGCGGACACUCAUUGGGCAGCGUUAUAUUGUAUGAUUUGCUGUGUCAUCAGGCUGAGCCCUCCAAAGAUGGUUCAAUCAGUCCUUCUAACAAGAACUACGUGAAGGGCCCCGCGGGUACCGGGCAGCCUUGCGUCAACUACCCGCAGCUGGCGUUCAAGCCGGCCGCCAUGUAUGCGCUGGGAAGCCCUAUAGCUAUAUUCGAGUGCAUUCGUGGCGUGGAGUCGCUAGGAUCGAGCUUCUCUCUGCCGACAUGCAAGAACUUCUUCAAUAUAUUCCAUCCCUAUGACCCGAUCGCUUAUAGGAUUGAGCCACUGAUCAAUCCGGUACUACGCGAUCUGAAGCCCUACCUCAUUCCGCAUCACAAAGGCAGGAAGAGGAUGCAUCUAGAACUAAAAGACACGAUGGCUCGUGUGGGCGCGGACUUGAAGCAGAAGCUGCUGGAGUCACUGCGCAGCACGUGGAACAAGUGGAAGACUGCACCACCCACUGAUGGACAGCUGGAGAAGGUGGUAGAAGAAGAAAUUGAGAAAGAACAAUUGACAGAUGAAAGCUCAGAAGAAUUAGCCAGAGAGACUGAACUGUCGACGCCGGACAAGCUAGGGCGGCUGAACAACGGUCGUCGCGUUGACUACGUGCUGCAGGAGGCGCCGCUAGAGAUGAUCAACGAGUACCUCUUCGCUAUGAGCAGCCAUGUUGGAUACUGGGAAUCAGAAGACACGAUGCUGCUAAUGCUGCGCGAGAUAUACGACGCUCUGGGCGUUCAGCCGGACUGCACCGUGCCCCAGCAGAACCUUACCGUACAGAGGACCAGGACUGUCACUAAGGAUGAAACAAUUGUCAUCAAUUCAGAUUAUCCAUCAACAAGCCGCGGAGCGAUAUGAAGUGUGUAUGAAUAAAAAAAUAGUUUAAUUUUAUAUUUAAUACUUAGUAAACAACAAUAAUAUGCAUUUUAUUUUGGUUGUUAUAUUUUAAGGCUAUAUCUUGGUAACCAAACGAUUUUCUUAAAAAUAUAGAAAUUUCAUUUCACGAGAGCGGGUGAGCCUUAAUUGGUCUUAAUUCUGCUAACUUUACUCAAGCUACAUACGGUUGAUAUCCAAUUAAGAUUCAAUCACGACUCAAUUACGAUUAAAGCGUGACAUUCCUCAUUUUUUUCUUUUAAAUUAACUUUUUUUUAUUAUCUGUGAUUCAGUAAAAUGAAUCGUUUUGUCUGUUAAUGAUUUACGAUUGCACUAUGAUUGUAGAGCAAACUACCGUAUAGACCAAAUGGCAGAACAAUGAAAUGUCAUUGGAAUACGAUUGGUCUUAUAUCAGAUGCUAUAACUGCUAUUGAGAUUCAAUUGUUAUCCAAUUGUCACAUUAUUAACUUAGCAGAAUCAAGCCCUUGUGUGUAUGUAAAAUGUAAAAGCAUUGAUUUUGUAUGACUCGGUGACUCGACCAAUAUUGAGCGUUCCUGAGGUUUCGCAUAAGUGUGGCUCACCCGCUUUCUCUAUACCAAGAAAAAGCCUAUAGUACUCAAAAUUGGGAUAUGUCUUUCUACGGAGAAAUGUAGCAUUUUAAAUAGAUAUAUACCUAGUCAUAAAUGUGGAAAUAUUAAAAGUUAAUCAUCUGCCUAGCCUUUUCCCAACUAUAUUGGGGUCGGCUUCCAGUCUAGGGUCGCUGAAAAAUUUGAUACCGUGCCCGAGUAACUGGGUUGAGGAGGUCAGAUAGGCAGUCGCUCCUUGUGAGUACCAGACUCAGCUGUAUCCGGUUAGACUGGAAGCCGACCCCAACAUAGUUGGGAAAAGGCUACCCUUUUUCAAUAACGGUAAAUAUAAUGUACAGUUCUAUUAGAUGUGUCACCAAACAUUAUUUGUCUUAUAAUACAUUAAUAGUUAGGUCAUAGUUUAAAAAAAUCACAGUUAUUUAAAAAAAUAUAUCCGUAGAAUGACGUUUAAUUAUUUAAAAUACUGAAAUUAAUAAAAAUAGAUAGGUGUAAAAUUAUUUUUCGCAUUUUUUUUUUACUUUUCACUGAAUUGUCAGAAAUCUAAUAUGAAUUUGAAAUUUAAUUAAAAAUUCAUUUGUAAUGAAAUACGUUUUCAGAAAAAAGUAAAAAAAAUACGGUUCACUUCAAAAAAAAAAUUAAUGAUAAGUUCAGUAUUCCACCAAGAAAAAAAGAAAAUUUUGAAAAAAAUACGCAAAAAAAAUAUACAUACCUAAUUAAUAGUAAUAAUAUUGUAAAUUAUCCACACGAAGAUAUUUGUUAAAUUAAGAAAUAUCUUGAUUUAAAAAGUGUUUAUUUAAAAUUAAUAUAAGAUUUUUAAACUGCUGUUCAAGAUGACUUUAAAAAAAAAUCAUCAAAAUUUCUAAAAAACAUUAUAUUGGGAUAUUUUCAAACUAAGUGAUUUCCCGACUUCAGAAGAUUUUAAACAACCAAAAGAAUUUCUUUCCUUAAAGCUAAGCGUCCACUUGUCGGUAUCGUACGCAACGGACGUAUCGCACGCAACGGAUCGCAGUAUUAUUUAUAUAGAAACUCAAACAAGUGCGUCCACCUGUCCGCAUCGUACGCAUCGCACAUCUUGUUUGAGUUUCUAUAUAAAUAAUACUACGAUCCGUUGCGUGCGUUGCGUCCGUUGCGUACGAUACCGACAAGUGGACACUUAGCUUAAAAAUCUCGUCUUUACCCACUCAAAGGUAUUCUUGAGCACGCAAAUAUCGGUCCUGCUUGUGAUCUCUCUCCGGUGGUGUCGGAUUGUCGUUCCAUCGCGCCAUGAGAGUGAAGGAAUAGUGAGUGCACCGCAGUCCAAACAAAUGUGCGUGCACUAUAAUAUGUGCUGCGCAGCUGGCUGAUCUCCUUAGAGAGAACAGCCUCCGUGGCUGUUGAUCGGCUAGGAUGGUAUUGAGAAAAUUCAAUUGGUUGUUUUAAAACUUCGGAAACAAUGGGAAAUAUCUAUUUAAAUAUAAAAGUUACACUAAACAGUAGUUCUAAAUAAUGUAUUUAGUUUAAAUAUGAAAUAUUUCUGGCCGUUGUCACUUAGCAGAUUAAAUAAAUAAAUUCACUGUUUUUUUUUAAUUUUAUUUUGUUUUUAUUGAAAAAAAAAGUUAAGUGAUUGAGAGCGUUAUUUUUUUUUUGUUGAUUUUAGCUUUAAAAUUAUAUUAUGUAUAUCUUUAAGAUAGGUGUCACUUAAGUUAAAAACAGUAGAGAAAUGGGAAUUUUUCAUUUAUUUUUGCAACAUUACAGCAAGUUUUAGCAUUUUUUUCUUAGUUUGACGUCUCAAAAAAUUUCAAAAAAUUCUUAUAAUACUUUAAUAACUAUAUUUCCAAUUUCCUCUACUGUACACUAAAGAAAUAUUGAUAAAUUGACAUUAAUUUCAAAAAAAAAAACUUGAACACAGACAUUUUUGAAGCGCAUUUUUUUUUCUUUUAUCUUCACAAUUUUUUUUUUUUAAGUAAUUAAGUUUCUUUUUUCAAAAAUAAAUGAUUUUGUAAUGUUAAAACGUUCAGGCGAUUCAGUAUGCAGUGUGAGAGAGUGAUGGAGCUAAGUAUAAUGGAUAGCGCCGUCCCUUUUUCUCACAUCUCUUGAAACGCCUUUCGUUCAUCUGGUUAAUUUAACUGGAAGCAGUAAGUUGCAUCAUUUAACUAUAACGAUAACCAUUUUCAGUUCUCAAAUUGCCGAUUUGACCAAUUUCACGGCUGGUUAUGGUUUAUUUAAAGAGUCAAUUUAUCAAUAUGUUUUCUUCCAUAAUUUAACAUGAGAACAUAUUUAUAUCUUUUUUGAAAGUUGUUAUAGUAAUAUUGACACUACUAGCUUCCGGUUUCCGGAUAACAGUAGCAUAUUGCUCUCCUCGGGGCUACAUAAAACUGAAUUAAUUUUCAAAAUCUUGGGUUAGCGCGGUCAAAUAAACUCUUGCCUUUUCGUUUUUGGUGGAGAAUUUAAUCCUACAUCUACAGUAUGCUUUUAUAAUCAUAUAAAAAAAGUUUUCGUACUAAGUGUUACGAAUUAUUUGUUUUCCAAGUUAUAUUUUCCCUUAUUCUUUUUUACCAUACUGAUUUCAAUAAUAGUAGAGUGGGAUAAUUCAGGUGUCAUUUACGUUUUCACACAGCUUCUGGGCUUUUCAAUAUUCGCCAUUUUACACUUCUCGUUUUGGCGUCAUCCAUCUGAACCCGGUCCUCCCACUCAUCUACUCUGGCAACCCGGUCCCACUCUGGCGACCCAGUCCCACUCUGGCUGGCAACACAGUCCCACUUUGGCGACCCAGUCCCACUCUGGCGACCCAGUCUCACUCUGGCGCCCCUGUUCCAAUCUGGCGUCCCUGUCUACUAUACCGUCGUCGAAUUGUGUCAAUAUUGCUAUCCAACUCGAUUAGUUUAAGUUUAGUAACAAAUAAAUGGAUUCCAAGAUAGAGCUAUUUAUUUUAUUAAAAACAAAAAGAAUUGUUAUAAUUAUUUGUUUCUAAGUUUUUCUCCAUCAUUAUUUAUGUAAACAAUCAUGUAAACGAAAUUGUUAACAUUACAAAUAAAGUUUAUAUUUUACUAGA
This is a messenger RNA of Helicoverpa zea (corn earworm), 11627 nucleotides long. RefSeq lists its product as uncharacterized. The coding region runs from base 174 to 7994 and encodes 2606 amino acids. Gene Ontology annotation, molecular function: metal ion binding. Gene Ontology annotation, cellular component: COPII-coated ER to Golgi transport vesicle. The transcript has 20 exons. The record is from RefSeq and is a predicted model, not a curated record. Lineage: Eukaryota; Metazoa; Arthropoda; Insecta; Lepidoptera; Noctuidae.